Molecule: messenger RNA, 429 nt
Organism: Exserohilum turcica Et28A
Lineage: Eukaryota; Fungi; Ascomycota; Dothideomycetes; Pleosporales; Pleosporaceae
Exons: 4
Coding region: 1-429 (142 amino acids)
Source: RefSeq, a predicted model, not a curated record
AUGGCUCUCGCGGCAAUGCCUUUAAUCCGAGUAGUGAUUGUCCCCCCAUCCGCCUCCGUCUCUUCCUCCUACCAUCACUACCACUACCACUACUACCACCACUUGCUGUUGAGAGCCCACCAGCAGCCCAAGAAGAAGGGCAAGAAGGACAGUGGCUCUAAAUUAAGAUACCUAUUCCUAGCAUCAAUGAACAAUUCUCACAAUUUCUCUAGAGGGCCACUGUUCGUCGCCGCGCUAGCCGCGCGAAGGCCGCCGCCGAUGCUGCUGCUGCUACCGCCAAUGCCGCCGCGCUGCCGCCGCGCGCCCCCUACUGCGCCCACGCCCACGCCCACGCCUGCGCCCGUCGCCGCCACUGCUGCUGCUGUUGCCCCUGCCUCUGCCUCCGCCAAGGACGUGGAAAUGCAUGAUGCUCGGAACUCGUCUACCUGA